Messenger RNA from Triticum turgidum subsp. durum (durum wheat), 1551 nucleotides. The record is from the annotation of a GenBank genome assembly. NCBI's taxonomy places the organism in Eukaryota, Viridiplantae, Streptophyta, Magnoliopsida, Poales, Poaceae.
AUGGACGGGGCUGCCGCCCACGUCGCCGGCGACUCGGCGGAGGCCGACAGGGCCUCCUCCUCGGCGUCGUCUACCGGCUCGGCCUCCCGGCGCUCCCGGCCGCACAAGGGGAUUCACCUGCGGCGGCGCCGGCGGCCGUUGUCCGCUCGGAGAGGAGAGGGCGGCGACGGCGACGGCGGCAAGGGCGCCGGUGACGGCGUGCAGGACCUCGCGCUGCCUCUGGGGAUGUCCUUCGCGGCGGUUCUCGCCCAGGUUCUGAAUAAAAGCGGCGGUUCUGGAAGCAGAUUACAACCUGAUUUUCUUUCAAAGAUGUGUACCUCAGCAGUGAAGGAGUCCUUAACAAAUAUAUAUGGAGACAGGUUUGAUAGUUUCAUGGGAAACUUUGAGAAAUCAUUUGGCAGUACACUGAGGACCCUUCAUCUACUCAAUGAGGCACCUGCCUGUGAGCAAGAUAUCCCUCAAUGUUCUCACGGUGAUGGCAAUCCUGUGGCUGAGACCAAAUUGAGUGGCGCUGACUCAAUAGGCCCGAUACCUGAUGUCCAGCAGAAUACAUACUUGAAUUCCAUGAAUAAGCAGAUUAUUCUUCACACGGGUGUCAAUCAGCAGCUGAUUCAGCUACCUCGUAGCAGAUCUAGUCCAGAAUGUGAUCAGGACAUCCUUAAUGUAUUUGAGAGAUCUCUGAAUGAGCAAGUUCGUUCAAAUGAGCUCAAAGAACUUGAAAUAGGGCUUAAUAUGAGGAAGUUGCAACUAAAGCAAUCUCAUUUAGCUCUCAGCUCCUACUCACACAUGUUAGAGAAGAUCAAGAUCUCUAUGGGAUUUCAGAAAGCUGCUUUCAGAGAGGAGAAAUUAAAGACUCAAAUGCAGGACACGAGAUAUGCUGAACUCCUCAAGAGGCUUAUAGAUAUGCUUCUGACAGCAGUAGUUUUUAUGUCUGCCUGUUUCGGAUAUGGAACAUAUAUUUAUUCGUACCAGCGGAUAACCGCUGUUACUGCAGCCUGUGCAGCUGCUUCAAGGGAGUCCAAAUCUUGGUGGAUUCCAAACUCUGUAUCAGCUUUCAACUCAGGAUUGCUGUUUUUCAGAUGUCAUUUGAUUGCAGCAACAAGGAUAUCAUUUGGCAUGCUGAUGAUUCUAUUGAUCGGAUGGUUGAUAUUCCAGCGUUCAGCAAUGACUGGACCCAACAUGCCAAUAACAUUCAAUCUUGUGUUAUUGGGAGGUGUUUGUGGUUUUGUUGGAAGGUUCUGCGUUGACACCCUAGGCGGGGAUGGAAAUGUUUGGCUUGUAUUCUGGGAAAUCCUUUGCGCCAUCCAUUUACUUGGAAACACCUAUCCAUCUCUUCUAUACCGUGGUCUUUAUGGUCCUAUUUCUGUGACGCACAGACCCAAGGCUCUCGGUUUGCCAUAUUGGGUUCGCCGGUACAUAUUCUACGCUGUGCUCUCUUUGGUCCUUCCAUGCUUGGCUGGUUUGUUGCCGUUCGCAUCUCUAUCAGACUGGAGGGAACAUGCAGUUGAUUAUAUGAGGUCCAGAUUCACUGGAAAUGACAUUGAGACUUGA